CGCUAACCUAUUGACAACGUCUUGGGAGAACUCACUCUAUCUAGUCUUUGCUCUCGACCCUUCUUUGCCCUUUAUCGUCCAACCGUGACCCGGGGUUUUGUGAGUCCCGCUGUUUGUCUGUCACAGCCCGGCUAAACAUAUGAGUGUUUCACUGGUUGUCAUCCGGCUGGAACUUGCAGACCAUUCUCGCUUUCCAGUGGGUUUUCAGUAUUGUGCUGCCACCGAUAUGUCUGAUGAAGAAAUCAAAGAAAAUGCUUUGCAUAAUGCAGCAGCUGACUUGCAAGGGAAGUUGCCAGUAGAUAAGACUGCAAUUCUGCACCAACACAUUGGAAGGAGAGAAAUGACAGACAUGAUUAUAGAGACUCUAGGUCCCAGCUCAGAUGUGAAGGAAAGUUCUACUGAGAAAAUGGAUGCAUCACUGGCAAUUACUAAUAAGACCAGUUUGGAUGAACAGGGUACCUGUGCAAUGGCAGUUCCUGAUUCACCCUCUAAACAACUACCUGAACAGAUCACUUUCUUCAGUGGAAAUCCUUCAGUGGAAAUUAUACAUGGUAUCAUGCACCUGUAUAAAACAAAUAAGAUGACAUUGCUAAAAGAAGAUGUCCGUCGUAGUGCCAUGCUGUGUAUACUCACGGUUCCUGCAACAAUGACCAGUCAUGACCUUAUGAAAUUUGUAGCAUCAUUUAGUGAAGUAAUAGAGCAUAUGAAAAUCAUCCGGGACUCUACUCCAAACCAGUAUAUGGUUCUGAUAAAAUUUAGUUCACAGGCUGAUGCUGAUGGUUUUUAUAUGGCAAACAAUGGUCGCCAGUUUAAUUCUAUUGAAGAAGAUGUUUGCCAGUUGGUGUAUGUUGAAAGAGCAGAGGUGUUAAAAUCUGAAGACGGUGCCAGCCUCCCAGUAAUGGAUUUGACUGAGCUUCCUAAAUGUACUGUGUGCUUGGAGCGAAUGGAUGAAUCAGUGAAUGGAAUUCUGACAACACUUUGCAACCACAGCUUUCAUAGCCAGUGUUUGCAACGUUGGGAGGACACCACAUGCCCUGUGUGUAGAUACUGCCAAACUCCUGAGCCAGUAGAGGAAAACAAAUGCUUUGAAUGUGGUGUUCAGGAAAACCUCUGGAUCUGUUUAAUCUGUGGCCACAUUGGAUGCGGCAGAUAUGUUAGUAGGCAUGCAUACAAGCACUUUGAAGAAACACAACACACCUAUGCAAUGCAGCUGACAAAUCACAGAGUCUGGGAUUAUGCAGGAGAUAAUUAUGUCCAUCGAUUGGUUGCAAGCAAAACAGAUGGCAAAAUAGUUCAGUAUGAAUGUGAAGGAGACACCUGCCAGGAUGAAAAGAUUGAUUCUCUACAGCUAGAGUAUUCGUACCUUCUCACCAGUCAGCUAGAUUCACAACGCAUUUAUUGGGAGAACAAAAUUGUGCGUCUGGAAAAAGAUACAGCAGAAGAGAUUAAUAACAUGAAGGCAAAGUUUAAGGAGACCAUAGAUAAGUUUGACAGUUUGGAGCACAGACUUAAUGACCUGAGCAAAGAGAAACAAGCUGUGGAAAGAAGGUGUGCCCAGUUGACCAGUAAAGUGGCUAAGCUCUCCACUGAGCUGAAAGAAGAGCAAGAAAUGAACAAGUGCCUUAGGGCCAAUCAAAGCAUGCUGCAAGCCAGGCUUCGAGACGAGGAAGUUAUGCGCAAGGAAACCUGUGAGCAGAAGGACAUGCAGCUCUUAGAAAUGCAGGAGCAACUGAGAGAUGUGAUGUUUUACUUGGAGGCACAGCAAAAAAUAAACCACAUGCCUGCAGACACUCGACAGGAGAUACAGGAUGGCCAGAUCAACAUAGCAUCCUCCACUUCUCCCGCUCCUUCUGGAAAGCUUUCAUCUCGGAAAGGGCGUGGAAAAAGGGGCAAAUAGUUUAUCAUUAAUUCCUUUGUUAUUUAUUGUCUUAAUGUUUCCACGUGAAAAUAUUUUGAGGAGACAGAAUUUAAAGCUGUUCAGGUUUAGGAAUUGUUUUCUUCUGGCAUCAUUUAUUUCAGCUAGAACCAUUAGGUACAAUUUUCCACAAUCCAUUUGUUAGAGGUGCCUUCAGAAACAAGUUAGCAGUAGAUCUUUCGGUAAAAAAAAUUACUUGAAAAGCAAGAGGCCAAAUAUAAUAAAUUUUGCUGCUGAGCUUAGCUAGAUAUGGCCUUGUUGGUUCAUUUAUUUGUGAAGAAUCAAAAGUAGCUUAUUUCUCAGUUACCAAGUUACUAGCAAGAGGUGGAGAAUAAACCUAAAGGGUCAGGGCACACAGGCAGAUUCAGGGAAAUUAGUCGCCCGGCGACAAAUCUCCUCUUCUUGGGGGUGAAUUAUCUCCAUCUCUUCCCCUCACAAGGAAAUUUCGGAAAACAAAUCGAGCCAAGUGCCAUCCCGCCGUCGAUUUAUGUUUUAGCCGGCGGUGAGGCAUUUCGGGGAGAUUAGUCGCCCCAAUGAAGCGGAGAUUUGUCGCCCGGACCCAAAUAGUAACUAAAGCACUGGGAUAUUUCGGCACCAUAAUCGUGUACCCUAUGCACAAACUGUAUGCACCAGUUGUACACAUAGGGCACAUUGCUAUGGCAACAACUUCUUUCUGGGCUGUAGCUGCCAUUUAUGCAUUAGGACGCCUAUAUAUGCCACUAUGCAAAUGACAACGCAGCUGCCUUGACCGGAGUAACCUGCCCUGAACAUUCUCUGCUUGUUCAAUGUUUCUACUUUCCGAAACUGGAACCAGUUACACUAUAUAAAAAAAUAAGCACAAUAGAAACAGGACACACUAGAAAGUUGCAAUAAAUAGAUGCAAUCAGAAAGUUGGUGAGACAAGUCACUUCCUACAUUAUUUAUAUAUGCUGUAACACUACAUUAGGGAAAAGUCCAGCUUUGCUACUCUGCUUGUUUGUUUGUUAUACCACAUGCAUUUGCUAAUACUUAUGGUGUUUUAUUCAACUGUAUUAAGGGGCCCUACCAUGUAUAUUGGCUUUAUUACACUAUGAAUUCAUUUGGUUUAAAAUAGCUUUGUGGGGUUAUGUAAACCCCUAUUAUUGUAUGAUAUUUGUACAACUAGUAAAGGACCAGCAAUACCAAAAAAA
Messenger RNA from Xenopus laevis (African clawed frog), 3084 nucleotides. RefSeq names its product BRCA1 associated protein S homeolog (gene brap.S). Gene Ontology annotation, cellular component: cytoplasm. Gene Ontology annotation, molecular function: nucleic acid binding; zinc ion binding; ubiquitin protein ligase activity. The record is from RefSeq and is marked provisional. Gene Ontology annotation, biological process: Ras protein signal transduction; protein ubiquitination. Lineage: Eukaryota; Metazoa; Chordata; Amphibia; Anura; Pipidae.